AGGAGCUUUGGCAUUUUUUGCAUUUGAGCAAAACUUGUCAAUUCUGAUAUUCUAAUUUUUUAUUCUUGAUUUUAAAUUAUCUAAACUAUAAAAAAAGAAGCAAGUUUAGUAACAUCAAAAGAUCAACAGUCAACAGUAACAGCUUACAGCUGAACUGUAGCUGAGGCUUACAGCUUCAGCAACUGUAAUCAAGCCAGCUUAUAAAAGCCCUAUGGCUGGAGGGCAGGGAUCACAAGAUCCAGGAGGCACUAGUAGUGUCCCACUCAGAAGGUCAUCCAGAAAUAGGAGAAGACCAAAUCAUUUCUCUGAGUUCCAUCUUUCUGCCAGUGAAGAACCAUCAUAUUCUAAUGAAUGGAUGGAUCAAAUGGCUGAAGCAGAAAUAGAAGAGCAUACUUUAAAUGUAUGCAUUGGCUCAGACUAUCAGGCAGAGAUACCUGCUUUGAGAAAGAAAUCUUUGGCCGUCUUUGACCAAGAUGGAGCAGAUUUCAUCUCAGACCCCCUUGAGCAAGAAGGGGCUAGUAAAGAACAUGAUAAUUGGACACUGGAUGAAAAAGUUCUAUUAUCGAGAGGAAUGUCGAGAUAUGGAAAGAACUUUUUUAAAAUACACAAAAUGAUCAAAACAAAAACCACUGCCCAGUGUGUAACAUUCUAUUAUGCUAACAAAAAGCAUACCAAAAUCGGCCGCAGGAAGAAUCUUAUAUUCUCUUCCGAAACCCCCAAGGAGGGUACGUGUAGCUAAAAUAUAUUAAGAAAAAUAGUUUCUAAUGUGAUGCCCAGUGUAAAUUUCAUUUAUUAAAAUGUUCCCAUUACAUUUCACAGCUAAAACAUCUAGAAAGAGAAAGAUCCAAAGCGGCGAAGAACAUGAGGAAAAUGGCAACAAAAAGCCAAAACAUUCUCCUAGCAAGUGAAUGUAUUCCUCAUGAAGAGAUCCCAAACCCUCCCUACAAUCUUCCCUUUACCCAUGUUUUGUA
This is a messenger RNA of Xenopus tropicalis (tropical clawed frog), 971 nucleotides long. Its product is annotated as myb-like protein P. NCBI's taxonomy places the organism in Eukaryota, Metazoa, Chordata, Amphibia, Anura, Pipidae. Gene Ontology annotation, cellular component: nucleus. The transcript has 7 exons. Bases 212 to 739 code for a protein of 175 amino acids. The record is from RefSeq and is a predicted model, not a curated record.